AUGUCUCUUGGCAGUUUCGACCUGGUGGGAUCCCAGAUCAACUUCUCGGAAGCUUUGAGACAGCUGAGAACGGCUGUGAGGGCUAUGGGGGCGCUGAGGGGCCAAGGGAUGAGGUUGAAGCAGGGAGUAUUGAAGGUGCCGGUUUGGACGGGUGGUAUGGAGAAAGUGUGGAUGGGUAAGAGUGAGCUCGAGGCAGCGUUGGAAAGAGAAGAAGCUCGCCUGCGGGAAAUGGACGUCGAUGACAUGGAGGGCGCUCUGGCUUGUUUGACGUCGAGCGGAUCAUGA
This is a messenger RNA of Recurvomyces mirabilis, 285 nucleotides long. RefSeq lists its product as uncharacterized. Bases 1 to 285 code for a protein of 94 amino acids. The transcript has a single exon. Lineage: Eukaryota; Fungi; Ascomycota; Dothideomycetes; Mycosphaerellales; Teratosphaeriaceae. The record is from RefSeq and is a predicted model, not a curated record.